CAUUUCAAAGUCAAAAAGAUCGAAAACGUCAAAAACGAUUCUCAUCGGUGAAUGUGACAAUAUAAUUUCACUGUAUCUAUUUAUUAAUCUAGUGUUAUCAUAUUCCGAUCCCAUUUGAACAAAGUUAAUUUAAUUUUUUAGUUUGACACCCAUUUAUCUUGAAAAUGGAGAAACGAUACAUGGAUUCACCAAUUGAUCUUCUACGGAAUGGAAGACUACUUCGAGCUAAAGAUCUCGGGCUUACCCCAACAGCAAAUUGCUCACUUGAAAUCAACCAAAGCUUUCCAAGACUGACAAGGAAACUAAAAUCAGUUUCCAAAGUACAACUCAGCAAAGCGCUGCUUAACACAGAUGACAUGAACAGUAUUAGUUUCAGUACUCAAGCUACACAAAGUUCUCUACAGCGAGAAAACCAAUCCCAUCUAGAAGAUACUCUGAACAUUUCACAUUUUAAUGAAGAUGCCAUCUUCAAUCCAAAUCCUCACAAAGGAGUUCUCACCAUUGAUGGAAAAACAUCUCAAAUUAUUGUUACAAACACAAUUGCCUGCAAAAUGUUGGGAUAUUCAUCUGAAGAACUGCUUGCAAUCAAAUUUAAAGACCUUGUAAUCAGAGAGAAAUCACAGUUAGCUCUAACUGACAUGAUCUUUGAUGAAAAAGGAGAAGUUAUUAUCUUUAAUGGAAAAGUGAUUGAACUCAAGUGCAAAGAUGGUUCUAAAGUAGCUGUAUCUUGUUGGUUAACAAAUACUGAGGACAAUGCUGGCAAUAGUUUGUACGUUGCUGUCAUUGAACCAGUGCAACGAGUAGUGUCCUAUCUUCUCCUAGACGAAUUUGGAUUGAUAAUGGCAGCCGAUGAAACAGCGGCUUCCCUUUUCCACUGUAGCGAAGAAGAUUUUGUUGGACAUAAUAUCAUCAAGUGGAUCCCCAAUAUCAUUUGGCCUACUUCUUCUGAUAAUUUGGACCAAGAGAAAAAAAUUCAGAAAACAACAGGUUCUAACGAAUCGAAGCAGAGUUUCCCUCUCACGCUGCGGCUAGAUCAUUACGAAGCAGAUAGUGUUGCCAGUCUAUCGGAAACUACUUCUUUACUACCCUGUUACUCUGCCACACUCUGGGUUUUCACGAAUAUGAGCGGGAUGUUGCUUAUUACUAAAGAAGGUUGUAUUAUUGAUUGCAACUCCAUUUUCGUCCAGCUCGCUCUAGGAUAUACUCGAGAAGAACUUGUUGGAAAAGAACUCAGCUACAUUUUACUUAACUUUGCAAACGCACAAUGCGGUCAUUUUAACAGUGAAGUUCACCAUGAAAACGGUUCUUUUAUACCUGUGUCUUACUUUGUCAACGGCCCACUUGAAGGUAUGGAUAUAUAUCAAGUUUGGAUGGCCAUAGCCUCCUCAUUGAACAGCGGAAAGUCAGUAAUGGGUGCCUCAGAGCUAUCUAAAAGCAGAAAUUUUAGUGUCAUUCAGCCUGAAAGAGAUUCUUCAAAAUCCGAUUGCCACCUUGAGAGCAAGGAGAGUAGCAUUUACAAAGAAGAUAUGUGUAGUGGAGACUACUUAAAGAAUUAUCAGGUCGUGAAGCAAAUUGGCAGUGGAGGUUUCGGCUGUGUUUAUUUGGCAUAUGGACUCAUGGAUACCAAGUUAGUUGUGACAAAAUUCAUAAAAAAAUCCAAAGUGUAUAAUGACAGUUGGAUUUCAACGGACGACGGGCACCGCCUUCCAAACGAGAUCUACAUUUUGAAUCGCAUCCAGCAUGAUCACAUCGUCAACAUGAUUGAUUUCUACGAAAAUGAUUUUUACUUCCAAUUAGUUAUGGAGAAGCAUGGUUUUGGAAUGGACUUGUUUGAGUUUAUUGAGAAAACCAAUGGUGUUCCUGAACCUCUUGGAGCCAACAUAUCUAAGCAGUUGAUAGAAGCUGUUGAUUAUCUCCAUUCGCAUGGCAUUCUCCAUCGAGACAUCAAAGAUGAAAAUGUUGUAUUGGACGAUAGAUUUCACGCUAAGCUGAUCGAUUUUGGGUCUGCUACAUACCUAACAGAUAAACCAUUCAAAGCCUUCUGUGGCACCUUUGAAUAUUGUAGUCCGGAAGUGUUAAGAGGAAACCCCUAUCGGGGACCAGAACUAGAGGUCUGGGCUAUUGGAGUAACAAUUUAUGUUCUGGUUUUUGGGCGCAAUCCCUUUUCUGGCAUCGAAGAAAUUUUAAAAAAUGAACUCGAAUUCUCUGAUUCAGCUUCUGCGGAUCUGAAGUACCUCUUGAAGGGAAUGAUGAACCGAUCAAUAGAAGAUCGAUUCAGUUUGCGAGAUGCAUUGCAAAGUAAAUGGCUGAACCAAACAGUAUUUUUAGAUAAUUACGACUUCUACGAUAUUUGUGAUCUCAAUCGAUCUUGCGUCGAGUUUCAGAACUCGCGUUAUAUUCUUGACGAAGGCCCCGUCAUCACGCUGGCUACAUCUACCCCUUAUAGAAAAGCUAGUGAUCCUGCGAAGAAAAGCCUCGAUCAUUCUUCUUUUGAUAUUCCUGACGAAAGUGUACAUUUUCAAGCGUCUGAGCUGAUUUUCAACGAAAUAUCUAACCAUGCGGAUUAACAAGUAAUACACCGUGCGAAAUUUUUCAAUGACAAA
Molecule: messenger RNA, 2603 nt
Organism: Daphnia carinata
Lineage: Eukaryota; Metazoa; Arthropoda; Branchiopoda; Diplostraca; Daphniidae
Gene: Pask
Product: PAS domain-containing serine/threonine-protein kinase-like
Exons: 9
Coding region: 165-2567 (800 amino acids)
Biological process (GO): negative regulation of glycogen biosynthetic process; intracellular signal transduction; protein phosphorylation
Cellular component (GO): cytoplasm; nucleus; cytosol
Molecular function (GO): ATP binding; protein serine/threonine kinase activity
Source: RefSeq, a predicted model, not a curated record